ACGGAACUAGCCGUUGUCCUGCCCCCAUUUCAAACGGCCUUCUCUCUCUCUUUCUCUCCUCUCUAUUAUUCGACGAUCGGCUUACGGACAAAAACCCCCGACUGACGAGUCCUCGCAUUCUCUUCUCAUCAUCGUCGCUCGAUACCCUGUGGCUUCGGUUUCUGCUCGAUCCGGUGAAGCGGCGAACGAGGUGAACGGAAGCAUACCAAGAUCUGUCCUUGCAUUUGCUGAAACGAUCUUAGGUUCUGGCACAUUACUGAACUGCGAGGUCUUUUGCCAAAGCGAGUAGUGUUUCCUUUCUCUAGCCUCUGCUAUUAGCCUCGGCGAUUUCGCUGUGCACUAGCCGCGGGUUCGAUCGGUGCGGCGGCAUCGAAUAUUUGGCUCAAAGCUUCAGGAGAGGGUUGCGCUCUAUCUUCCAAAACGACAAACAUUUGCAACAUCCCAACUGAUAAUUCACAAUGAUGACAUCAGCUCGGAUGCCUAGUACACCAGCCUCAAAGAUUGAAAGGAUGCCAAUCUGUACCCCUGGAGGUUCUAAAGUAAAAGAGGAGAAAAUUUUUGUCACCGUGCGUGUUAGGCCACUGAGUAAAAAGGAGCUAUCUCUUAAAGACCAAGAAGCAUGGGAAUGUGUUGAUGACAAUAAAAUUGUGUUCAAGAUGGCAGCUCAGGAUCGCUCCAAUUUACCAACUUCAUAUACCUUUGACAGGGUAUUUGGACCAACCUGUUUAACUGAGAGAGUCUAUGAAGAAGGAGCUAAGGAUGUUGCAUUGUCAGCACUAACCGGAAUUAAUGCUACAAUCUUUGCUUAUGGGCAGACUAGCAGUGGAAAAACAUAUACCAUGAGAGGGAUAGCUGAAAAAGCUGUAAAUGAUAUUUAUAAGCACAUACUUGAUACUCCAGAGAGGGACUUUACUGUCAAAAUUUCAGCUAUGGAGAUAUAUAAUGAGAUAGUGAGGGAUCUACUUAAGCCAGAUUCUGGCCCCCUUCGCUUGCUAGAUGAUCCUGAGAGAGGGACAAUUGUUGAUAAGUUGGAGGAAGAAACAGUAAAAGAUAGUCAGCAUUUGAGACAUCUAAUUGAAAUAUGUGAAGCACAAAGGCAAGUUGGUGAAACAGCCUUGAAUGAUAACAGUUCCAGAUCACACCAAAUAAUAAGGCUGACAGUGGAAAGUGUUAUGCGUGAGAAUUCAGACUGUGUUAAGUCGUUUGUUGCGAACCUGAACUUUGUGGACCUUGCAGGAAGUGAGAGGGCUGGACAAACCCAUGCAAGUGGGUCUAGACUCAAGGAAGGGUGUCAUAUAAAUCGCAGCUUGUUGAAUCUUACGACAGUAAUCAGAACCUUGAGUCAAGGGAAACAAGGUGUUCAUAUUCCAUAUCGAAAUUCAAAGCUGACACGUAUAUUGCAGAGCUCUCUAGGAGGGAAUGCAAGGACUGCAAUAAUUUGCACUAUGAGUCCAGCACUAGGUCAUGUAGAACAAUCUCGAAAUACAUUGUUUUUUGCAACUUGUGCUAAGGAAGUAAUGAACACGGCACGAGUGAAUGUGGUUGUUUCCGAAAAACAGUUGGUUAAACAGCUGCAGAAGGAAGUAGCGAGACUUGAAGCAGAAUUGCGCACGCCAGAAGCUUCUGCAAGCUUUGAAGCUCUUCUAAUGGAGAAAGAGUUGAAAAUUAAGCAGAUGGAAAUGGAGAUGGAAACUCUGAAAAGAGAUAGGGACCUUACCCGAUCCCAAUUAGAUCAAUUACGUUCUAAAAUGGGUAAUUGUCAGGGACUGAAUCCAUUUGAUUCUCUGCCUCAAGGUUUGAAUCCAUUUGAUUCAUCCCCUUGUCGAGUGGUAAAAUCUCUUACCUUUUCCGGCUUGUCACCAAAUGGAAAUGACAAGAGUCACAAAAAGGCAGAACGGACAAGAAACCCGAUGAGGCAAUCUUCAACUAUUCCAUCCAUGCUUGUGCAUGAAAUUCGAAAACUUGAACAAUUACAAGAGCAGCUUGGAGAGGAGGCUAAUAGAGCUCUAGAGGUUUUGCAGAAAGAGGUGGCUUGUCAUAGACUAGGUAACCAAGAUGCUGCAGAAACUAUUGCCAAACUUCAAGUAGAAAUUCGAGAAAUGCGUACCUUCAAAUCCCCUAGUACAGAGGUUGGCACCUGCAGCAUGGAUGCCAACCAGAGUUCGGGAGCAAACCUGAAAGAAGAAAUUACAAGACUCCAUACACAGGGAAGUUCUAUUGCCAGUCUUGAGGAGAAGUUGGAAAGUGUCCAGAAGUCUUUAGACAAGCUAGUCAUGUCUCUUCCUGGCAACAAUCAUUCUAAUGAAGCGACUCCAAAAUCUUCAAAGUCCCAAAUCAAGAAGAAGAAGAUGCUUCCUUUGACCAUGAGUAGUAAUGCUAACCGACCUCAUCUUAUAAGAGCCCCAUGCUCGCCUUUGUCAGCCUCCCGGCAGGUGUUGGAAUCUGAGGUGGAGAACAGGGUCCCAGAAACUGAUACUGAAUCCCACGAGAACAUAUUGGGUUCAGAGAAAGCUACUCCAUCUAAGAGCGAAGAUGGUGGAGAUAUCUCAUCAAGGGAUGGCACACCGCGCUAUCAUCGUUCCAGUUCUGUAAACAUGAAAAAGAUGCAACAAAUGUUUCAGAAUGCUGCAGAAGAAAAUGUGAGGAGCAUAAGAGCAUAUGUCACAGAACUAAAAGAACGAGUGGCUAAGCUUCAGUAUCAAAAACAGCUGUUGGUUUGCCAGGUGUUGGAACUAGAGACAAACGAGUCUGCAGGACAUGAUGCAGCAGAGGGUGAUGAUAAUAUGUCAGAACUAGAUAAAUCCCCCGAUGCAUGGAAUCUCAGAUUCGAGGAACAAAUGCAUCAGAUCAUUAAUUUAUGGGACAUUUGCCAUGUAUCAAUAAUACACCGCACCCAAUUUUAUUUGCUAUUCAGAGGUGCCCCUGCUGAUCAGAUAUACAUUGAAGUAGAAGUUAGAAGAUUGACAUGGCUGCAACAGCACUUUUCUGAAAUCGGUAAUGCGAGUCCUGCUCAAUUGGGGGAUGAUUCGACAAUUACUCUCUCCUCAAGUAUUAAAGCCUUGAGACAUGAAAGGGAGUUCCUGGCUAAGAGGAUGCAAUCAAGAUUGACCGAGGACGAACGACAGCGAUUGUACAUCCAGUGGCAAGUGCCCCUCGAAGGGAAGCAAAGAAAGCUUCAGCUGGUCAACAAGCUGUGGACAGACCCAAACGAUACAGCCCACAUUGAAGCAAGUGCUGAUAUAGUGGCUCGCCUGGUAGGUUUCUGUGAGGGAGGAAACGUGACCAAGGAGAUGUUUGAACUCAAUUUUGCACUGCCUUCUUGCAAAAAACCAUUGCUUCUUGGUUGGCAGCCUAUAUCAAACUUUCUAAGGCUAUGAUUUGGAGCCUCUCAGGGAAUGUCAUACUCCAUGAGGUCAUCCUAAUGCUGUGAUAGAGGUAGAAGUGAGUUAGCUGGGAUGGUCUCAGGCUCUCAACUAACAAAGAGGACAUGCUGGGGGCAAAACGGAGGCGAAGUCGUUUCCAAAAAUAUAGGAAAUCAAUUGUAUUCGAAGAUAAUUAGAAUGCAGUUGCUCUGUAUAAAUGGUGCAGUUAAUGAGCAUUUUUUCUCGCGGAGAAACAUUAAAAAUGUACGUUGAUUCUUUCUGCUUAUUUCAUACGUGUUAGCCUGCUGUAGAUUA
Zingiber officinale is the source of this 3677-nucleotide messenger RNA. RefSeq names its product kinesin-like protein KIN-7A. Gene Ontology annotation, molecular function: ATP binding; microtubule motor activity; microtubule binding. Bases 459 to 3377 code for a protein of 972 amino acids. NCBI's taxonomy places the organism in Eukaryota, Viridiplantae, Streptophyta, Magnoliopsida, Zingiberales, Zingiberaceae. The record is from RefSeq and is a predicted model, not a curated record. Gene Ontology annotation, biological process: microtubule-based movement. The transcript has 16 exons.